AUGGAGAGCCAAGCCUGUUGCGAACACGAUGAUGUACCAGGAAUUCGGCUUAUCAUUUUGAAUCUUCCUGAAGACGAAGGCGAGGGUUUGGGUUUUCGUCUAACGAGGACCUUAUGGGACCCUUAUCCAUGGGUUCAUGAUGUGACAUCAGGAUCCAGGGCUGAGAGUGCCGGUUUGAAAGCCGGGGAUUGCCUGUUACAAGCGGAUGGAAAGGAUUUAUUGGGGUUGCCAGUUGGCCAAGUGGCGGGAAUUAUGAUAAUUGCUCUGUAUAAAAAAGCGAAUAGAAUAUGA
This is a messenger RNA of Leptosia nina, 291 nucleotides long. The record is from the annotation of a GenBank genome assembly. Lineage: Eukaryota; Metazoa; Arthropoda; Insecta; Lepidoptera; Pieridae.